AGCUAGACCACCAUGAAAAACCUAGAAGCAUUGGGACUCUUCAGCAGUGCACAUCCACGAUUAUGAUUUUAGCAGAUGUAAAACGAAUGAGUAGCAAAAAUAUAAGAAUUCAUUGACAAUAUUUUAUUGCUUGCAGUUCACGUUUUCGAAAAUAUUCUUACUGGGCGUAAUAGUCCUUCUACUGCUCCCAAUAUCAUUAUGAAUUGAUAUCGUAUGGAGAAGCAUUACAAAUUAGAGAGCACUGAAUUGUUGGGGAUGAAUUUUUAUCUAGCGUUUUGAAAGAUGAAAUUGUGCUGCUCCUAAUGAUUAUUAUACCAUAAAAUUUUUUUCAACUUAAAGCCGUAUAGAUAGGUCCCCAUACUUAGUGUUUAAGUUACGUUAUUAUCAGUCGCCUUUGUUGUAGUCUCCCUUAAAAACCAUUACAUUUAAGUAAUACUGAUUCAUAUCAAAACAGUUGCCAAGUACCAUGAACUAAUUAUGAUGUGAUGGAUAUGUGUAGUUGUGCGCAGUUUUUAGAUAAUGACCUGUAAAAGUAAUUCUUAACUACUUGUAUACAGGCUAAAUCAACUUUACAUUAAUGUAGAACUUUGGAAUGAUUUUGAACGAUUUCUCAUUUUUCAGUCAAUGAUUGCAUACAAUACACCUAUUUUUUUGUUUAUUUCUCUAGGUUAAUGGAUAUAUUUUCAUGCUAUAAAAAAGAUGACUUACCUUUUGUUCGUAUUUCUGCUCCUAUGGUUCGAUAUACAAAAUUACCAUUCCGUUUACUUAUUCGACAACAUAACGUUGAUUUAGUUCAUACACCAAUGAUACUGGCUAAUUCAUUUAUUCAAUCAGAGAAAGCAAGAAAUAUUGAGUUUACAACUUGUCCAAAUGACCGACCGUUAAUUGUACAACUUGCGUCAAAUGAUCCAUGUGAAUUUGCGAUAGCAACGGAAAUGCUUGCACCAUAUUGUGAUGGAAUUGAUUUAAAUUGUGGUUGUCCGCAACCUUGGGCAAUAGGUAGUGGAUUAGGUUCAGCCCUAUUAAAAGAACCUGAAAAAAUUGCCAAUAUUGUACAUGCCGCUCGAAAUACAAUUCCUCGAUGGCGUAAUUCGCACAUGGAAAGUUGUAAAAUGUCGGACGAUAUAGAAGAUUUAGACAAAAAUAACAAAUUAGAAAAUAAAUUUAAGUCUAUAACACGAUCUCACGGUCCAUUCUCAAUUUCUGCUAAAAUUCGUAUACCAACGACAAGUAAUAGAUCUGUUGGAGAGGGUCCUUCAUGCGAUCCAAUCAAACUAACUGUUGAACUUGUCCGACGUCUAGCUGUAAUGGGUGUUGACUGGGUUACAUUACAUGCCAGAACACCUCAACAACGUAGCAGGGACUGUGCUUCAUGGAAUGUGGUUCAAGAAUUGGUCGACUGUAAAAUUAAACAUUGUUACCUUGGUACCGAUAUUCCAAUAAUACUGAAUGGUGAUGUCCGUGGACUAAACGAUGCAUAUGGUGCUCAGGAAACGACCGGUUGUCAUGGUGUUAUGGUCGGCAGAGCCUUAUUGAAAUUCCCACAUCUUUUUACUCCAAAUUAUAUCGAAGUUGAAAACUCACUUCGCUAUUUAUUUGAAGAUUGGUUACUUUUGUCUACACAAUAUACAGGAGGCACGAGUUUUGUAACUGUUCAUCAACAAGCAUAUUGGAUGAUGGAACCAUUUCUGGACAAAACAAAUAGACUAAUUUUGCAUAGUAUUGGAAGUUUCCAAGGUUUGAUCGACUGGUUUUUUAAAUAUUUGAAGACAGAAGACAGCUGA
Schistosoma rodhaini is the source of this 1784-nucleotide messenger RNA. Lineage: Eukaryota; Metazoa; Platyhelminthes; Trematoda; Strigeidida; Schistosomatidae. The record is from the annotation of a GenBank genome assembly.